GAAGAGGCAGAAAGGACUCACGAAGAACCAGAAAGGACUCCCGAGGAGCCAGAACGGAUCCCCGAGGAGCCAGAAAGGAUUCCUGAAAAACCAGAAAGGACCACCGAAGGGCCAGAAAGGACCACCGAAGGGCCAGAAAGGAUCCCCGAGGAGCCAGAAAGGACCACCGAGAGCCAUCUGUGCUCCUGCCCGUGCCCCCUGCGCUUCUCCCCGCUCCCACCGCCCGGCCGCAGCUCCCGCGGAGCCUCCGCCGGCCGCCUCUGCUCCCGCCCCGCAUCCCUGCGGCUUCUCUGGGGUGAAGAUGAGUGCUGAAGAGAUUCUGGUGCGUGCAGUAGAACUUGGAAAAAAUUUCUGCCUCUAUUUUGAUGAGCUGGAGUGUGAUGCCCUCUGCAAGGAAAGGACUCUGCACCGAGUGCUGAGGAAUGUGAAGAGCCAACUGCUCGUGGUGCGCCCCGACCUGAACGUGGCUGCCUUUGAGGACGUGACAGACCAGGAGAUGCAAUCUGGCAAAGGGAUGCAUUUCAGCAUUCACUGCUACAAAACCACCACGCCCUUAGCAGGGUUGCCCGUGGCCUUCAGUGUCCAAGUGGAAGACAAAAGUUAUUACAUGUGUUGUGAGAGGGAAAGUGGAGAAAUGAUUGUUAGGUUCAAGGAAGGAGAAAUUCCCAAAGAAAUUCCUGGUGAAAGCAACAUCAUCUUUUUCAAAAAGACAUUUACAUCUUGCUCCUCCAAAGCCUUUAAGUUUGAAUACUCAAUGGAACAAGGAAUGUUCUUGGCCUUUGAGGAAGAAGGCUACUUGAGAAAAUUAAUCCUAAAGAAACUGUCAAAAGAUGAAGUGGAUGAAACCAUGAAGAUCAGUUUAUGUUAAGUUGAGUCAGAAUGAAAAUCACAACAUACGAUGGAACACUUCAACAGUUUUAAAAUACAGCUUGGUUUUUAUAGAGAAGAAACUUUAGUCUGUCUUUAUCCAAAACAAGUCAGUUUUAUGUUUUAACUACUGUCAGUACUUAGUAAAAAAAACCAAAUGCAAGUUCUUGGCAAAAGGCCAAGCAUGUUUUCCAGUCUGACAGAAGAGAUUUACACACUGAAGAAACAAGAAUGUGCAUGUCAAUACAGCCCUGUAGAAUUUGAUCCCUAAAAUCUUUAAUGCCUGUUGACCCAACAGCUUUUGAAUUAGGUUUAGACUUUUACAUUGCCAAACCUCUCAGAUGAUGGAUUUCUCACCAGAGCAGUUUAAACAGCACAUCCAGCUGCAUCCUGUGUGAGGAAACCUCAGACACUUUCCAUGAGAGACCCUCAGCUUGCCCGGAGGGACUUACCCGUGACUCACCAUCUGCAUGCUCCUCCUCCUGGGGUAAAAAUAACACAUGUUGGCAUUUAAACCAGACCACAGACCCGUUCUGACCACAACACCAACAAAAAAUUGGCCAGCUACCUGCUUUUGCUAAUAAAUAACAUUUCCUAUCCACAUUAAAAAGAAAAAAAAAAAUCAGAAAGCCCUAUCUUGUGGAAUCCAAACAGUGACUUGGUUCAUUGCAGAAUCACUGAUGGUAACACAAAUUCUCUUCCUCAUAGUGCCACAGCAAUACCAUGAGAAUGUGGAAAGAGUUUUCCACUCGUUAGCAAUGUGAAAGUCAGACAGGAUGAAGCUGAAAGUUAAAAACCACAAUCUCAGUUCCCCCCUAAAAAAUCCCUAACAGAACAUUCCCUCAGCCUCCUCUUUGUUGUCUUCUCGGUCACACAGGACAACACAGACCAGAGUUUUUAGAAAAUAAACCUCAAAAAAGUGUUGCUGAUGAACAUAAAAACCUUGAAAGUUGAAUGUUCCUGAAGUCAAUCUGCAAAAGUAUUUUACUCUACGUCAAUCCUUGUUGUAUUUUCUA
This is a messenger RNA of Vidua macroura (Pin-tailed whydah), 1883 nucleotides long. RefSeq names its product interleukin 18 (gene IL18). Gene Ontology annotation, biological process: inflammatory response; immune response. NCBI's taxonomy places the organism in Eukaryota, Metazoa, Chordata, Aves, Passeriformes, Viduidae. The record is from RefSeq and is a predicted model, not a curated record. The transcript has 5 exons. Gene Ontology annotation, molecular function: cytokine activity. The coding region runs from base 302 to 868 and encodes 188 amino acids.